Messenger RNA from Penicillium waksmanii, 663 nucleotides. RefSeq lists its product as uncharacterized. Lineage: Eukaryota; Fungi; Ascomycota; Eurotiomycetes; Eurotiales; Aspergillaceae. The record is from RefSeq and is a predicted model, not a curated record. The transcript is spliced from 3 exons. The coding region runs from base 1 to 663 and encodes 220 amino acids.
AUGGAGAACCCAGAGAAAGCUCUCCAGCGAUACUUCACUCGGGAUGCUUCGUUUGUGCAUCCCUUUUGCCGUGUUCCCAGUUUCGAGGGGAGCAGGUGGUGGGUGCUGAAGAUCUUCCAAUGGUACAAGAUUAUGUCCCCUCGAAUUGAGAUGGAGAUUCAUUCGAUUGCUGUCUCUAGUUUUACCUGCUUCCUUCUCUCCUUCAUUGAAAGGCCGAAAAGCGCUGACCGCCCUCCAGCUUUCGAUGAGAAAAAUCUCAAGCUCUACAUUCACAUGUCUCAAAUCUUCACCAUCUGGAUCAUUCCAUUCCAUGUCGCACCCGUGACAUUGACAACUGUUUUGGAUCUCACGACGGAUGCCUCGAAGACCAAUACCCCAAAUACCAAUGCCCCGACAAAUGGCGAUUGCACGUUGUACUACAUCGCUAAACAAGAAGAUCUCUACCAGACUUCGGAGUUUGUCAAAUUUGUGGUACCGCAUAUUGGCAACUGGAUAGUAUUUACCUGGCAUCUGAUUGCAACAUUCUUCUGCCUGCUGGGUGUCACAAUUUUGUGGCCGAUGCUCUGGUUGGAGGAGAAGGGUUACUUGCCCAGUCGGCUUGCGCACGGAGGAAACCUGGCCUAUAGUAUUCAGAACAAGAUUCCGGAGAUCAAAAACCAUUAA